CCGGUUAGUAUUCUGAUACGACCGUAGUGAAAUUUCCCAAGAAAGCACUCCAAAGUCCAAAGUUCAAAGGUUUUGGGCUUUUUUUAAGGCAGUCGAGCCCAAGCGUAACCCAAUUAUAGGUCGGUUCACGAAUUUCCACACACACCCAACUCAAAGCUAGCCCCUACCUCGACUCCUUUUGGGUGCUUUCUUUUUCUUAAAAUGCCCAAAACCCUAAGCAUAUUCUUCCCGUCUCAGUCUAACCGACCUAGCCCCAGGCAUCAUCUAACUCGCCUCUUUACAGAAAAUCUCUGAACUGUUCCAAAGGGUUACUGUUCUGUUCGGCUUCAGGGUUUCCGGCGCUAUCGAUUUUAUAAGCUUCAAUCUGAAGCCAUGGGAAAAGCAAAAAAGGCCCCAAAAUUUGCUGGCAUGAAGAAGAUAGUCACUCAAAAAGCUAUUAAAAAUUACAAGGAACAAGUUUUGAAUCCUAAAAAGAAAGACCCGAGCAAGGAAAAACUCCCCAGAAAUGUGCCAAAUGUUUCUUCAGCGCUUUUCUUCACGUACAACACCUCCUUGGGACCGCCUUAUCGGGUUUUGGUUGAUACCAACUUCAUCAAUUUCUCCAUUCAAAACAAAUUGGAUCUGGAGAAGGGAAUGAUGGACUGCUUAUAUGCAAAAUGUACUCCUUGUAUCACGGAUUGUGUUAUGGCAGAGCUUGAAAAGUUAGGCCAAAAAUACCGUGUUGCUCUGAGGAUUGCUAAGGAUCCUCGAUUUGAAAGACUGCCAUGCGUUCAUAAAGGAACCUAUGCUGAUGACUGUAUUGUUGAAAGAGUUACACAGCACAAAUGCUUUAUUGUUGCUACAUGUGAUCGAGAUCUGAAGCGAAGGAUUCGCAAGGUUCCUGGUGUGCCAAUCAUGUAUAUCACUCAGCAUAAGUAUUCAAUUGAGCGACUUCCUGAAGCAACCAUUGGUGGAGCUCCUAGAUUCUGAUAUGCAAGUACGAUGUUUAAACAGCAGUGAUCUUUGGAUUCUAUUUUGAUAAGAGGAGGCAAGCCCCUUGAGAACGUAGCUUGAGAGUGUAGAUCGGUGAUAUAGCUAGGAAUUCACCUGCCCAACCAAUGUAAUACCUACUUAUAGUGUUGUUUUAUUACUCCUUUGCGGUUUAACACUUGCAGUGCGUGUCUUGAUCCUAAUGGGUGACAAUGCGAGGCCCAUUUGGCCGAAGUUUUGAUUCUUUUAGACUUGUCAAUACCUGAGUUGUUCCACCAUUUUAAAAGUAUUAUAUGCUGUGCUUGAUAAGCAGGAAUGGUCAUCCUGAAUGUACCUUUUCUAGUAGAAAUGUAUCGAGGUUUCUGCCAUGGUCGGAGUGAGGCAUUUAACUAGGAUAUUGCUCUUUUUCUCGAGUGUUUCUCUAAUGAUCGGACUCAAAGUGGGCGUGUAUUUCCCAUGCAUAGACACCAUCCCCGCACUAAUGGUUUAAGCUCACACAGAUUAGUUCCAUGGUAGAAAGAGAAGUUCUGGAAUAUAAUUUGAAAUUGAGCACAGAAAUUGGGAAAGGAAAACUAGUAUACAAUUGAGCCAUUCAUGAACAUCAAUGACAAGAUGGACGCCGAUAGCUACAUACAAAAAUAAUCACCUGUACACAAAUAAUGUAUCCUCUCUGACAAAUAAACCCUGGAAGGAAAAAAAAA
This is a messenger RNA of Durio zibethinus, 1670 nucleotides long. RefSeq lists its product as uncharacterized. NCBI's taxonomy places the organism in Eukaryota, Viridiplantae, Streptophyta, Magnoliopsida, Malvales, Malvaceae. Gene Ontology annotation, cellular component: small-subunit processome. The record is from RefSeq and is a predicted model, not a curated record.